This is a messenger RNA of Sclerotinia sclerotiorum 1980 UF-70, 1371 nucleotides long. RefSeq lists its product with no specific name. The record is from RefSeq and is a predicted model, not a curated record. The coding region runs from base 1 to 1371 and encodes 456 amino acids. Lineage: Eukaryota; Fungi; Ascomycota; Leotiomycetes; Helotiales; Sclerotiniaceae. The transcript is spliced from 2 exons.
AUGGUGUUGGGUCACCACGAUGAGAGACAAGAUGGGCAUGGCAGUGAAAUUGACAAGAGCUUUUCGUUGUCACCACAAAUCUACACUUCUCGAGCUGUUGGCGAUGAAGGUCAAGGAGACUCAUACUAUUACCCUACAACAUGGCCAAAUCUCGAUCGUAUUGUGUUGCUGAACCAAAGCUACAAACCCGAAUACAUAGUGGAAUCUCAAGGACCAACAGACGUGAUAGGACUGGCUUUAUGUUAUACCACCAAUUUCAUGGCACCAGACCCAUCCAACAUAUUUUAUGUUAUUCCUCUCACAUGCCCAGAACUACUAGCAUCCGAAAAAGCAUCUUUAUCUGCUUUUAUAGCCUCAUUUACGUCGCAAAUCAUGAAUUAUGCGACGCCGACAGUUACGAUUUCUGUCACAGCUACCACAACAAUUCUUUUGCCUUCUGGGGGGAAAGUGAUCCUACCGUCGACAACAGCAUCCAAUACACUUAUCACAACUCUUUGUGACCCAGUAACAACUUCGCCUACCGCCCCACCAACUAGCACUGGCACCGAUGCAGCCAAUGCAACAGGUACAUCAAAUGCUUCCAACUCUAAGUCCAGCGGACUAUCACUGGGCGCUAAAAUAGGCAUCGCUUUCGGCGCCAUAAUCCUAGUUUUUCUCCUUCUCCUAGCCCUCCUCCUCCUCCUUCGUCGACGUCGCAAAAACUCCCCACCAAACACAUCCCACACCCCCGAAAAUCUCCUAAGUUCCUCCCUCAAAAAUAACGAAUCUCGCGAUCUCUCCAUCGCCGAAAAACUCAACCUAACCGAUCGCACCGACACAAACACACCCCUCACAUCUCACGGUGCCAUCACACCAUACGAGAACGAUGACGAUUUACCCGCACCAGGAAGUGCUUUUACAGCAAAUACACCCGUACCUAUUAGUCCGCGACGAAGCCAAGUAUCUAACACGCUAAGAAGUCAUGUGGGUAGUAGGGGUAUUAGUAUCACAUCAGGAAUAUCCCGUCCCGUAUCCCCCCUAGGCGGCAAUAAUGGAGAAAUAACCAUAAGUCGAGAAAAUAGCCACGAGAGACUAGACGAACGUAGCAUUUUCGAUGAGGAACCUUAUACGGAUAGUAUCAAUGGUGUGAGCGCAGCAAGCGCAGCAAGUGGUGCGUUGGGAGCUAUCGUAGCUGCGCAAAUGAGAAGUCAGGGGGAUAAUAUAGAUGGUCCGAGGGUUUAUAAGGGGACGCUUCAAGCGCCUUUUUUGAUUGGGUUGGGGAUGUCGGCGGAAGAGGUGGCGAGGGAGGAGGAGGAGGAGAGGAGGAUUGAUAAGGCGAUUGCGGAGGCAGAGGAGGAGAGGAGGAGGGUGAGGGAGAGGAGGGAGAGGUAG